This is a messenger RNA of Dreissena polymorpha, 729 nucleotides long. RefSeq lists its product as uncharacterized. The transcript has a single exon. The record is from RefSeq and is a predicted model, not a curated record. Bases 1 to 729 code for a protein of 242 amino acids. Lineage: Eukaryota; Metazoa; Mollusca; Bivalvia; Myida; Dreissenidae.
AUGACGUCACCUUUAAACACCGUUGACAUCGAGUCCAUAGGCAUCACACCGGAAGCGGAGGUGAGAUCCGGUCCGAAAGAACUUCAGACAUAUAUGGAUACCUGCAUAUAUUACAAGGAUAACCAAUACAGUGUGAAACUGCCAUGGAAAAAAGACCAACCACUUUUACCAACGAAUUACGAUGUAGCCGUCAGUCGUAAGCAGAACGUGAUAAAACGUCUACGAACAGACCCGUACAUGUUCCAAAAAUACGAAGAUAUUAUAAAUGAUCGACCUCUGACCUACAUCAGCACCGCGCAGAGUGACUUGCAGCCGCUGACCCCUUCUCAUCUUGUUUCCGGUCGCCGUAUCACAGUGCUACCCCACGGCCAUGACGUGGUUUUAGAUCCUCAAAAUAUCAUCACCAGAGAGAACAUUUACAAACGAGCGCGAAUGCAGCAAAAACUCAUCGACGAUUUCCGCUGCAGAUGGAAAAGAGAAUACCUCACAGAUUUACGCGAAAACCAGCUGAUUUCCGGGCGUAAUGAGCAGACAAUUAAAGUCGGCGACAUCGUCAUGGUACACGAUGAGAAUCCACGGUCACGAUGGAAAUUGGCAAGGGUUGAGGCGCUCAUCCAAGGCAACGACGGACGAGUACGAGCCGCAAACAUUCGGACUGACGGGGCUAUUACGAAUCGCUCAAUCACCAAACUAUAUCCAUUAGAGGUUGGAGACGAAACAGUGUCAUAA